CAGCAGACCUCCUGGAUGGGCAGUGAGGGAGAAGCCAAUCAGUCGGUGGAAACCUAUUUCAUCCUCGUGGGCUUUAGGGUAAGCCCAGAACUCCAGAUCUUCCUCUUCCUAGCGUUCCUGAUGGCCUACUGUCUGGUGCUGGUGGGGAACAUUUGCAUGAUAGCCGUGAUACAAGGGGAUCCCCAGCUCCAUACCCCUAUGUACUUCUUCCUCCAGAACCUGUCCUUCAUUGACCUCUCUUACACCUCCGCCAUCGCCCCCAAGGCACUGGCCGGCUUCUGGGAACAGGGUAAGUCCAUUUCCUUCGCGGGCUGUGCUGCCCAAUUCUUCCUGUUUACUACCUUCAUUGUGACCGAGGGCUUCAUCCUGGCUGCCAUGGCCUACGACAGACUGGUCGCUAUCUGCUCACCACUCCUCUACCCCUCCCGCAUGUCUCGGUCCCUCUGCAUCUGGCUAGUGGCUGGCUCGUAUGCCUGUGGCUGUAUCAGCUCCACUCUCCAGUGUACCAUGACAUUCUCUAUGAGCUUCUGUGCCUCACGGGUCAUCGAACACUUCUACUGCGAUUCCCAGCCACUCCGCCGGAUCACAUGCUCCAACACUUCUGUCGAGGAGGCAGUGUCCUUAGUACUGGCUUCAGUCAUCAUCCUGCCUACUGUCCUGGUUAUCCUGGGCUCUUACACCAGCAUUGGCUCUGCCAUCCUGAAGAUCCACUCCUCUGAGGGACGCAAGAAGGCUGUCUCCACCUGUGGCUCUCACCUGGGCGUCGUGAGCCUCCUCUAUGGAACCGUGGCUUUCGUUUACCUCACCCCACCCUCAUCCCCUGAGUGUCGCAAGGUGGCUGCCGUGUGCUACACCCUCAUCACCCCCAUGCUGAACCCUAUGAUUUAUUCCCUGAGGAACAAAGAUGUCAAGGAGGCCCUGAAAAGGAUCUUGGGAAAGAAAAUGGCUUCUCUCUGA
This is a messenger RNA of Ornithorhynchus anatinus (platypus), 957 nucleotides long. Its product is annotated as olfactory receptor 9K2. The record is from RefSeq and is a predicted model, not a curated record. NCBI's taxonomy places the organism in Eukaryota, Metazoa, Chordata, Mammalia, Monotremata, Ornithorhynchidae. The transcript has a single exon. Gene Ontology annotation, cellular component: membrane. Gene Ontology annotation, biological process: G protein-coupled receptor signaling pathway; sensory perception of smell. The coding region runs from base 16 to 957 and encodes 313 amino acids. Gene Ontology annotation, molecular function: G protein-coupled receptor activity; odorant binding; olfactory receptor activity.